Molecule: messenger RNA, 735 nt
Organism: Lodderomyces pseudojiufengensis
Lineage: Eukaryota; Fungi; Ascomycota; Pichiomycetes; Serinales; Debaryomycetaceae
Gene: FGR16
Product: U4/U6-U5 snRNP complex subunit
Exons: 1
Coding region: 1-735 (244 amino acids)
Cellular component (GO): precatalytic spliceosome
Source: RefSeq, a predicted model, not a curated record
AUGUCAAGACAUGAUACUUCAUCAUCAUAUGUUCAUCAUAAGAAGCAAGCAAAUUAUCACGACAAGAGAAAUGUUUUGAAUAAAUCAAAUUUGGUGGAACCCAUUAUACGACAUCGUAUACAAGACUCAUUAUUUUAUAAACAAUAUUUGUUCUUGACAAAUGAAUCAACUAUAUUACCUAUAAUUAUUGAACAUGUAAAAUAUGUAUCUGGAGUUGAUUCAAUUGGAAGACCAUCACCUUUUUUACAAGUACUAUUGAGAUUGCUAGAAAUUGAACCACUGCCAGAGGUUAUUAAAGUGUACUUAAAUCAACUUGACUUUAAUGAAUUCAAAUAUCUCACAUGCGUGACAUUACUAUAUAUCAGAUUAGUUUAUGAACUGGAACAAAUAUAUAAGAUAUUUGAUCAAUAUCUUAAAGAUUAUAGAAAGCUAAAAAUCAAAUCAAAAAAUCCAGAGUUUAACGAAUUUAAACAACCAAUAUUUUUCAAAAUUAUUUACAUGGAUGAAUAUAUUGAUGAAAUUUUGAACAAUGAUAGAAUUUUUGAUAUUAUAUUACCUAGAUUGAUACCCAGAAUCCAAUUGGUUGAAAGGGGAUUAAUUGGCCCAAGACAAUACUUUAUUGAUGAAGAAGAAAUCAAGAAUGUUUUGCAAAAUGGUAAAGAUGAAGAGAAAGUAAUUGAAGUACAGAACCAAGAUAACGAAAGUGAGAGCUCUUAUCAAAGCGAUAGUGAUUAG